Molecule: messenger RNA, 1454 nt
Organism: Olea europaea var. sylvestris
Lineage: Eukaryota; Viridiplantae; Streptophyta; Magnoliopsida; Lamiales; Oleaceae
Exons: 1
Coding region: 123-1322 (399 amino acids)
Source: RefSeq, a predicted model, not a curated record
UCUAAAACAAAGAAUCCAUCAUCAUCUUCUUUUUCUUCCUUCCUCUUCUUCUUCUUCUUCUUCUUCUUCUUCAUCAUCAUCAUCUUCCAUUUUUCAAUUCUUCUUUGUCUCUCAGUAGAAAAAUGUCUGAGUUUUGUUUUUCAAGCACAUUCAAGACCCAUUUUUAUAGUCUUCUCAUCUCUGACUUGAUGAUCUCAUUUGGUUCCUUCAUAUUCUCUCAUCCUCUCUACUUCUCAUACUUCAUUUUCUUCUCUCCAUACCUUCUGAAACUCAUUUCUUUUCUAUCUCCACUUUUCAUCACAACUUUUCUUCUUUCUCUCUCUCUCCUCACUCUCAUUCCCAGUUUUUAUAAAAAUUUUGCUGCCGAACCUUCUACAAAUGAUGAUGAACAUGAAGAAUUUCACUGCAUGGAAGAUCUUGAAUUGUAUAAAAUCGUGUUUGGGGAGUCCGAAAUCGACGGGAAAGAAAUCCCAGUUGAAGUCUUGGAGGAAAAAUCAGAAGUGAGUUCUAGCCAUGAAGAUUCCAGCAGCAUCAGCAAAUCUGGGGCUUUCACUGGUAAUUUGGAAGAAAAUUCAGUUCUUAUGGAAAAAUUGGAGGAGAAAAGAUUAGAGGAUUUUCUAAAAGUACUAGAUGAGUUUGAAACCAUGACCAGCAAUGUCGAAGUUAAGAAAGUUGAGCCGACAUGGGGUACGAAAGCCGAUGAACUCGUCGAAAAGGAGAAAGAAAAGUCUUUGACAAGAAAUGGAUCCAAGACAAUGGAUAAUGUUACUGAUGACGAAAAAGAGUACAACUCCAAGAUCAAGGCAUGUGACCUUGAUAUCGACUAUACUGAUAAUGGUGGAGAGUACACUUCGAAAGUCAAAAGUUUCGAGAGUCAAAAUCUCGGGACUUAUGGGUCAAUGAGGAAGGAGAAGGAGUGGAAGAGGACAUUGGCAUGCAAGUUAUUCGAAGAGAGACGCAAUGUAGAUGGAGGUGAAGGAAUGGACUCUUUGUGGGAGACUUAUGAGAUGGAUUCAGACAAAUCAAAGCCAAAAAACAACACGAAGAAGAAGACCAAUGACAAGAUCAAGAACCAGAACCAGAACAAAAACAAGAACAAGAAGAACGAAAUCCAUUUGCAUGAACAAGACGAGAAUGAUAUUGAUGAUGGGCAAUUGUGUUGCUUACAAGCCCUCAAAUUCUCAGCAGGGAAGAUGAAUUUGGGAAUCGGAAGGCCAAAUGUUGUUAGGAAUAUAUCAAAAGCCAUUAAAGGAAUUGGAUGGUUGCACAAUGUGAGUAGGCAAGGGAAGAAGGUGCAUCAUAAUGGAGGAGAUAAAUACUAAUUUUCUAUUUGAUCAAGUACGCAAAUUAAACUCUGUAUUUUUUGUUCUAAAAAGAAGUCACUUCAACUAGAAUUUCUGUAUUAAUUGUUUUAAAGAAGUUGCUUUAACAAGUAUAUAUGUUCGUUUGUUGUU